UCGAAGAAAGCAUCCCAAUUACAAAUCACAAAUAAAUUGCUCCAUCAAAAGCACACGUACUAAGAAGAGAAAAGAUGUCGCUGUCUUCUUCACAAAAGAAGUUGCUGGUAAUCCUUGUGGCCUUUGCAUGCGUCUUCACAUCAUGCGCAGAGGCAUGGAGCUGGAGUUGGAGCUCGGGUUCAGGCUCAGGCUCAGGCUCAGGCUCGGGUUGGGGUUGGGGCUGGGGAUCCGACGGCUCAGGCGGAUCAGCCUCAGGCUCGGGUACAAACCCUGAUGGUUCGCAUUGGAGUUGGAAGUGGGACCCCCGGUCAGGCUGGAGAUGGAGUUCAGACUCAAACGACACGAAGCAAGGCUCAUCCAACCAUAACGUUACUAACCCAGGCACAUCAAAUCAUAACGUUACAAAGCCAGGCUCAUCGAACCAUAACCAUACUACUAGCCCAGGCUCAUCGAACCAUAACCACCAUAAUGUUACGAAGCCAGGCUCAUCGAACCACAACCAUAACGUUACAAAGCCAGGCUCAUCGAACCAUAACCACCAUAACGUUACGAAGCCAGGCUCAUCGAACCACAACCACAACGUUACAAAGCCAGGCUCAUCAAAACAUAACGAUACGAGGUCAGGCUCAAACGAUAACUCGGUAUUUGCAAAACCAAGAGAGGUCGUAGUGGGAGGAUCAAGUGGAUGGAACUACGGAGUGGAUCUUGAAGAAUGGGCUUCCAAGACUACUUUCCAUGUUGGCGAUGUUCUUGUUUUCGAGUACAGCAAUAUGACAAACCGAAGACAUGACGUGUACUUGCAAACAAAUCUAUGGAGUUACAGGACCUGCAACAUCGAAAGUAGAAAUAAGAUUGCUUCAUCGGAGGAUGAGAAUGGAUCUAAAGAGAGCUUCAAAUUUACUCUUGCAAUGUCACAGCCUUACUCUUUUGCAUGCGGAGAGGAUAACGGCUUUUAUUGCCGUACCUAUAACAUGAAGUUCAGCGUUCUCCCUGACGCCUGAUGAGUCCUCUCGUCACUCAACCCUUUUGCCUUUGUUGCUUUUUUUUUUUGCUUUCGAUUUUCUUACUGCAAUAUUAUUAGAGUAGUUGCUAUGUUUUACUAGUUAAGGUUUUCUUAUUACAUAAUGACUUGAGGAAUAAAACAGAGAUGAAUCCAUGUCUUUUUCCUUCAUAUUUUUAUUUUAUAGAGAUAUUUUCAAGGCUCA
Raphanus sativus (radish) is the source of this 1205-nucleotide messenger RNA. RefSeq lists its product as uncharacterized. Gene Ontology annotation, molecular function: electron transfer activity. The coding region runs from base 75 to 1001 and encodes 308 amino acids. Lineage: Eukaryota; Viridiplantae; Streptophyta; Magnoliopsida; Brassicales; Brassicaceae. The transcript is spliced from 2 exons. The record is from RefSeq and is a predicted model, not a curated record.